AUGUCAACAAGACCUCAAGACGAUCGAAAUCAAGAAGCUACGGUGUAUCUUGGAAACCUUGAUGAGCGAGUAACAGACGCCAUCGUCUGGGAACUCAUGCUCCAGGCCGGCCCAGUUGUGAAUGUACAUUUACCAAAGGAUCGCGUCUCCAUGUCCCACCAAGGGUACGGUUUCUGCGAGUUUCUAACAGAAGAAGAUGCCGAAUACGCCUGCAAGAUUAUGAACCAGAUAAAACUAUGGGGAAAACCUAUUCGAGUGAACAAAGCGUCGUCAGACAAAAAACAGCUGGACAUUGGUGCAAACUUGUUUAUUGGAAAUCUUGACCCUGCAGUCGACGAACGACUUUUAUAUGACACGUUUACGGUCUUUGGUCCCCUUACGCAGCCAGCAAAGAUUGCGCGGGAUCCAACAACCAUGGAAUCUCGAGGACAUGGCUUCGUCUCAUAUGCAGACUUUGAAUCCGCAGACGCAGCUAUCGAGGCGAUGAACAAGCAAUACCUCAUGAACAAGCCCAUUGAAGUCCAGUACGCCUUUAAGAAAGAUGGAAAGGGCGAGCGACAUGGUACCGAAGCCGAACGACUGCUCGCUGCUCAAGCCAGAAAAAAUAUGCAACUGCCGCUCGCGGCGCGACCCCCUGCUGCUCCUGCGGCAGUCAUGAGUCAGUUUGGUCCACGGCCUCCUAUGCCAGUUGCUGCUGCUCCAUAUACAGGAGCCUAUCCAGGGCAAUAUGCUGGAGCCCUUGCUCAACCUCCACCCCCUCCAGCAGGGUUUGCUAUGCCCGGUAUGAUACCAGGUGCCGCCGUGCCCAUGGGCAUUCCACCACCUCCGCCAGGUUUCAGUACAGCCUAUCCUGCACCUCCUGCAGGCUUUGGUAUGCCGAUGAUGCCUCCUCAAUAA
Messenger RNA from Serendipita indica DSM 11827, 897 nucleotides. The record is from the annotation of a GenBank genome assembly. Lineage: Eukaryota; Fungi; Basidiomycota; Agaricomycetes; Sebacinales; Serendipitaceae.